GCUCCUCCUCCUUCCCUCCAUCUUUCACCACCCCACCGAUUAACUAACUUUUUCAAUCCACUCUCCAUUAAUCACUCACCAUCUUCUUCUUCUUCAUCAUCGUCCAAUGAUAUGAUGGAAGACGAGGAAACGCUGGGAAGCGCAUUGGGAUCCGGGGCGAGCCCGGAAGAGACCAGCCCCUGUUCGAAAACCGGCAACAACAACAAGGAACAGGACAAGUUCCUCCCGAUCGCGAACGUGGGACGGAUCAUGAAGAAGGCCAUCCCCGGCGGCGGCAAGAUCUCCAAGGACGCCAAGGAGACCGUCCAGGAAUGCGUCUCCGAGUUCAUCAGCUUCGUCACCGGCGAGGCCUCCGACAAGUGCCAGCGCGAGAAGCGCAAGACCAUCAACGGCGACGACAUCCUCUGGGCCAUCACCACCCUAGGCUUCGAGGACUACGUCUCCCCCCUCAAGAUCUACCUCAACAAGUACAGGGAGCUCGAAGGCGAGAGGCUCAAUCUCCCCCCCAAACACCACCACCACCAAAACGGCGGCGUCCUCCUCCUCGAUCAACACAACAAUUUGGGAUCCGUUUAUAACCCUAGCACCAGUGUCUACUCCACGCCUUCCAAUUCCGCCCUAAUCUCCCCCUACGCUUCCUCCCCCUCCGACCAUCACCUCCAGCCCUACCUCAAUUUGCCUUUUCCGGCCGCCCACCAGACCGCCGCCGCCUCCUCCAUUCAGGCACAAUUCACUGCCGCCCAACAAGAACACAUGGACUCCAUUGCCCAUUGGCAAUGAUUAGCAUUCCAUCAUACGGUGUAUCGAACACCCACUGAUCUAUAUAUGAGUAAACACAUGGAGGAGACCAUAAGAUCACCAACAGUUUUCUCAGUAUAAAUUGUUUACAUUUUU
Molecule: messenger RNA, 894 nt
Organism: Cuscuta campestris
Lineage: Eukaryota; Viridiplantae; Streptophyta; Magnoliopsida; Solanales; Convolvulaceae
Source: the annotation of a GenBank genome assembly